CGUCCGGUCGCCGAGCCGUCCCCAACUCCCGCUCUCGGCGGCGGGCAGGGGGCGCUGCGCGUCCAGGCGCUCCGAGGGGGCGGGCCCGGGUCGGGGCGGGGCCGGCCGGGCUUCCAGGCCUGGGCUCUGGCCGCCCGCGCCACCGGGCCGCUCCGGGGACAGGCCGGGGCGGGGCGCGGCGGCAGGAAACGGGGCGGGGACUCGCGGAGGCGUUGGGGACGAGAGAGGGCGCGGCCAACUCCCGGGGGGACGGCAGGCCAAGAGCGCGGCGCCCGGGCCUGGCGCCGAGCCUGAGCCCGCCGGACGGGAGGCGGCCCCGCUGCGGGCUCGGCCCCGGCCCCAGCCCCGCCAGCAUGGCCGGCCGGACCGUAAGGGCCGAGACCCGGAGCCGGGCCAAGGAUGACAUCAAGAAGGUGAUGGCGACCAUCGAGAAGGUCCGGAGAUGGGAGAAGCGAUGGGUGACUGUGGGCGACACUUCCCUUCGUAUCUUCAAGUGGGUGCCAGUGGUGGACCCCCAGGAGGAGGAGCGAAGGCGGGCAGGUGGCGGGGCAGAGAGAUCCCGUGGCCGGGAACGUCGGGGCAGGGGUGCCAGUCCCCGAGGGGGUGGCCCUCUCAUCCUGCUGGAUCUUAAUGAUGAGAACAGCAACCAGAGUUUCCAUUCGGAAGGUUCCCUGCAAAAGGGCACAGAGCCCAGUCCUGGGGGCACCCCCCAGCCCAGCCGCCCCGUGUCACCUGCUGGACCCCCAGAAGGGGUCCCUGAGGAGGCUCAGCCCCCACGGCUGGGCCAAGAGAGAGAUCCCGGGGGCAUAACUGCUGGCAGCACCGAUGAACCCCCAAUGCUGACCAAGGAGGAGCCUGUUCCAGAACUGCUGGAAGCUGAGGAUUCGGGAGUGAGAAUGACGAGGAGAGCCCUCCACGAGAAGGGGCUGAAGACAGAGCCCCUCAGGAGGCUCCUGCCCAGGAGGGGCCUCCGGACAAAUGCCCGGCCCAGUUCCAUGGUGGUGCCGGACACCAGAGCUCCCGGGGGAGGCAGCAAGGCCCCAAGGGCACCCAGAACAAUCCCCCAGGGUAAGGGGAGGUGAGUGGGGUCCCCAAGCAAGCCAAGGCCCCUAAAGCCUCCCUUGGCUGCCCCAAGAUCCAGCCACUACCUGUGCCCCGAGGGCGGAAAGAGCUUCCCAGCUCACCCACCGCGGUAACAUCGGGGGCGAGCGGCCCUACACCUGCCCGAACCUAAGGCCACAGCACCCAUCUGGCUCGCCACUGGCGCCCGAAUGCAUGGGAAGGGCUUAGGGCAGAACUCGGAUCACAUCCAGCGCCUGAGGCCGCCUUGCUAGAGGCCCAGGGGAGAGGUGCACUGGGCUGCCUCACCCACCUCCUCAUGCACCCACGCGGCCACCCGCCCAGCGGUCUGAGUGUGCCAUGCGAGGCGCCUGCCACCCCGGGAGAGGCGCCGAGUCCCCAGUCCUGCCGGCACUGAGCCUCCAGGUCCACAGCGGGCAAGGGCCGUGGCGGGGACAGGCGCACGGGACCCGCCGGCCUCGCGCCUUCUGCAGCACCACGAGACGCCCACGUGGCGCCCGGACGUCCACGCAUGUGUUGAGGCCCGCGCACGCGCAGAGACCCCAGCGCGGAAGCCGCCCCGCACGCCAGGGCUUAUGUACGCCAGCGCUGGGGGACCUCCAGCGCCCGAGGACAUAGGGCAAAUGCUUCCACCAGGGUGUCAGCCUAGCAGGCCAACCUGGGAACCCACGUGGACAAGCGGCCUUUCAGCCCAGGCGCCCACCUUGUGCGGAGGCGUGGAGACUUCUGGCGCAGCCCUGAGCUGGUGGCCUAACCUACCUGGAAAAUCCUAGCCCGAGAAGCAGCACGAGUGAGCCUUUUGGGUGGUUCCAAGGCCCUUCACCAAGCUCUCACUUCCUGACUUCACCGUUGGGUCUGUUGUACUAGGAAAUAAUAAUGCCUCCCAUUUAUCAAGGG
Molecule: messenger RNA, 1977 nt
Organism: Nomascus leucogenys (northern white-cheeked gibbon)
Lineage: Eukaryota; Metazoa; Chordata; Mammalia; Primates; Hylobatidae
Gene: BCL7C
Product: BAF chromatin remodeling complex subunit BCL7C
Exons: 6
Coding region: 354-1082 (242 amino acids)
Source: RefSeq, a predicted model, not a curated record